UUUACAUUUACUAUGUUACGUCUAGUCUAUGAGACCAGGCUGUUAGCACAACACGGACAGCCAAUCCCGCUCGGCUCGACUCCUAAGUAUACCUGGAGAUUUUAGACACGAAUAAAAACUAUGUCUGUACUGAGAUGACCUGACGGAACCAUGACAGGUACCGAGUGAAGAAUUAAUAACGGAAUAUCAAGAAAAGAACACUGCGUCUGUUCCGGAGGCGUUCGAGGUUCGAGUGAACACCUUUUGGUUCGGAGCGCACACAUACGCACGCAUCUGAGCAGCGAUGGGUGCUUGGACGCUGCUGCUGUGCCUACUCGCCAUUGUGAGAGGCAGCCUGGGGGCGGAUACUGAAGAGCGGCUGGUGGAGCACCUGCUAAACCCCGCCCACUAUAACAAACUGAUCCGCCCAGCGACCAAUGGUUCUGAGCUGGUGACAGUUCAGCUGAUGGUGUCACUGGCCCAGCUCAUCAGUGUGCACGAGAGAGAGCAGGUCAUGACCACCAACGUAUGGCUCACACAGGAAUGGCAGGACUACCGUCUGACUUGGGUCCCUGAGGAGUUUGAUGGCAUGGAGAAGGUCAGACUGCCUUCCAAACACAUCUGGCUGCCCGACGUUGUGCUGUAUAACAAUGCUGACGGAAUGUACGAGGUCUCCUUCUACUCCAACGCGGUGGUCUCCCAUGACGGCAGUAUCUUCUGGCUGCCUCCAGCCAUCUACAAGUCAGCCUGUAAGAUCGAGGUCAAACACUUCCCCUUCGACCAGCAGAACUGCACCAUGAGGUUCCGCUCCUGGACCUACGACCGCACAGAGAUCGACCUGAUCCUGAGGUCCGACGUGGCCAGCAUGGACGACUUCACACCCAGCGGAGAGUGGGACAUCAUCGCCCUGCCGGGGCGCCGCAACGAGAACCCUGCCGACCCCACCUACGUAGACAUCACCUAUGACUUCAUCAUCCGCAGGAAACCUCUGUUCUACACCAUCAACCUCAUCAUCCCCUGUGUCCUCAUCACCUCUCUGGCCAUCUUAGUGUUCUAUCUGCCCUCUGACUGUGGAGAGAAGAUGACCCUGUGUAUCUCUGUCCUGCUGGCCCUCACAGUGUUCCUCCUGCUGAUCUCUAAGAUCGUCCCCCCCACCUCCCUGGACGUUCCUCUGGUCGGGAAGUACCUGAUGUUCACCAUGGUCCUGGUGACCUUCUCUAUUGUUACCAGUGUGUGUGUUCUCAACGUGCACCACCGCUCACCCACCACACACACCAUGCCCCCCUGGGUCAAGCUGGUGUUCCUCAACAAAUUGCCUGCGCUGCUCUUCAUGCGCCAGCCCCAGAACAGCUGCGAGCGUCAGAAGCUGCGCCAGCGACGGAGGGGCCAGGAGCAGAGGGAGGGGGGCAGGGAUGGGGGCUCUGCCGGGGUGAUGGUGGGCCUGGGGCUGGGGGGCGGAGGGGGUGGCACGGAUAACAACGAACCCUGUACGUGUUACGUGAACCGGGCAUCGGUGAAACAGUUUGUAGGGGAGCUGGGAGGGGGCGCGGGGGGAGGAGGGUCGAUGGAGGGGCUGAACGGGCUGAGGGAAGACAGGGAGGGGGGGCAGGGGAACCGGCCCAGGGGGAAACAGGUGGGAGGGGGCCCAGCCCUGACCCAGGCCGUGCUAGGACAAGCCUGCCCUGGGUUGGAGGAGGCUGUCGACGGGGUCCGCUUCAUCGCCAACCACAUGAAGACUGAAGACGACGACCAGAGUGUGAGCGAGGACUGGAAGUAUGUUGCCAUGGUGAUCGACCGUCUCUUCCUGUGGAUCUUUAUAAUUGUGUGUGUGUCCGGAACGGUCGGGAUGUUCCUCCAGCCACUGUUCCAGAACUACACUGCCAAGACCAUCACCAACACCAAUGGCUGACCAACCAGGUUCCCAGCAGCAUCGAUGGACACUGCCCCGACCCAAUCAGCACAGCAGGACAGGGGCAGGAGGGAGGGACCUGCCCAGCAGGGGAAGUGGGUUUUAUUAAGUCUGUGGAACUAAAUUGGACAGGAGCCACACCUGUUAACCUUUAUAGCCUUUCUACUGAACUGUUCUGAACUGAAGAACUAAACUUAACACCAACAUCGUAUUAAAGAUCGUUUUUUUCUUCCAGAGGAGGGAUAAAUGGAUGGACAAAUCUUCCCUUUUUCCCAGAGGAAGGUGGAGCUAUGCCUCUCCUCUCUCCCUCUGAGUGACAAGCGGCAGAAGCCAAUCAGGGAGAGAGGACAAUCUCUAAAAAAAUUUGACAUCCUGUAGAACGCUACGCCAGCCAAUCAAUGCUCUUCAUUCCAAGCUGACUGUGCAAGCUUACUAAGAGUAUAUUGUCGCACCUUAACUGGUACAGAACAUAAUGCUUCAGUAACAGAACCUUGAUUGGAAACUGUGUCAACCAAUCAGAAAAAUGUAAAGGCAAUUGUUUUUCCAAGCCACUUCUGUUAAGCCAACUGAUAGUACAGUACAGUAUAUUUUACCAUAGCAUAGCAGUGUACCACAGUAUAGCUUUAAAUAUAAUGUUAUUGCGAUUUCUCCGUGUCUGUUCCUGAGAGAAAGGUAGGGUGCAGUGGUUUGUUGUAUGAUUCUCUGCGCUUUUAAACAAGAAUGUGAUAUGACCUGUACUACACAGUCUGUGUCGUGCACACUAACACUAUAUGAGGAGAAGAGACAGAUCGUGAAGGAGAGAGAUGAAAGAGAGAGAGGGAUAUUGACAGAGAGUUAGAUGGAAUGAGAUGAAGUAGUUAUAGUGAAUCCCAAACCGCCCCCUCGCCAAUACCAACUCCCUCCGUUGUCACGUGUUGCUGACGAAGCUCCGAGGGAGACUUCCAGAGAGUGGUGAUGGGAUCAAUAAACCCACCGGGACCAGUCUCUGAAUCAGACAUAAACACAUGCACAUGGUAUAUAAUUACAAUGGGAUCAAUAAACCCACCGGGACCAGUCUCUGAAUCAGACAUAAACACAUGCACAUGGUAUAUAAUUACAAUGGGAUCAAUAAACCCACCGGGACCAGUCUCUGAAUCAGACAUAAACACAUGCACGUGGUAUAUAAUUACAAUGGGAUCAAUAAACCCACCGGGACCAGUCUCUGAAUCAGACAUAAACACAUGCACGUGGUAUAUAAUUACAAUGGGAUCAAUAAACCCACCGGGACCAGUCUCUGAAUCAGACAUAAACACAUGCACGUGGUAUAUAAUUACAAUGGGAUCAAUAAACCCACCGGGACCAGUCUCUGAAUCAGACAUAAACACAUGCACGUGGUAUAUAAUUACAAUGGGAUCAAUAAACCCACCGGGACCAGUCUCUGAAUCAGACAUAAACACAUGCACGUGGUAUAUAAUUAGACACGCCUCUCUAUUUUUUACAAUUCAAUUGUGCUAACUUCAGACAUAUAGCAGUGAGUGUCGGGAUAGUACGUCGCUCUGAAGCCUGCAUCCGUGCUGGCUAGGUCGAAGUGGCUAUAGGAGGAUCUAAUUAGCCCCUACACCCCCAUAAUAUUCACUCCCUCAGCUUUAGUACACUUGUGCAAAUAGCCGAGGCUCGUGUGAACGCGCAAGUGGAGUGCCGAGGGGCCAGGCGAAGGGGGUGAUUUGGGAUUCAACCCUAGAGAAAGAUAAAGGUGUAGGAUGUCUGCAUAUACAGCUCUAUUUGGAUAAUAGCAGCUUGUGCCAUCGGGUACAGUUGCAAGGGGAUGAGUCUAGAUUCAGUAAGUUCCUGGGAAACUGAGAUUGGGUUGAGCUAAGAUGAAGUAAAUUCCCUCCUUUUACAGUUGAGCCAUGAUUGCACAAAAUUGGGUGGUCGAAUAUAGAACUGACAGAUGAUAUGUAUUGUUGGAAUAAGGAUGUUUUCUCAUGAAACAUAAGCUAUUGUGUGUUAUGAAUGUUUGCACAAAUGUUAAUUUCUGUCAUCACUGUGAUUCUCAUUACCAGAGUAAGACAGUGUCUCACUCUGUCCUCUCUUCCUUUACUCCCUCUCUCCUCCCCCCUUCCCCCUCCUGUCCUCCCCUCCUUCUCCCUCUCUCUUCUCCUCCUUCCUCCUCAUGUCCUCUCCUCCUUCCCCCUCCUGGCCUCUCCUCCUUCCCCCUCUCUCCUCUCCUCCUUCCUCCUCCUGUCCUCUCCUCC
Messenger RNA from Oncorhynchus nerka (sockeye salmon), 4122 nucleotides. RefSeq names its product cholinergic receptor, nicotinic, beta 2 (gene chrnb2). The record is from RefSeq and is a predicted model, not a curated record. NCBI's taxonomy places the organism in Eukaryota, Metazoa, Chordata, Actinopteri, Salmoniformes, Salmonidae. Gene Ontology annotation, biological process: monoatomic ion transmembrane transport; regulation of membrane potential; chemical synaptic transmission. Gene Ontology annotation, molecular function: acetylcholine-gated monoatomic cation-selective channel activity; transmembrane signaling receptor activity. Gene Ontology annotation, cellular component: plasma membrane; neuron projection; synapse.